Pseudomassariella vexata is the source of this 2858-nucleotide messenger RNA. Its product is annotated as heterokaryon incompatibility protein Het-C-domain-containing protein. The transcript has 5 exons. The record is from RefSeq and is a predicted model, not a curated record. Lineage: Eukaryota; Fungi; Ascomycota; Sordariomycetes; Amphisphaeriales; Pseudomassariaceae. Bases 157 to 2691 code for a protein of 844 amino acids.
UCUGGACUAUUUCAACCCAAGAAGGCUCUUUUCCUAAAUCCCCUUCUUUCCCUUUGAGCUCAUCACGACGUUUCACCCACGUCUUUCUUUACUUGUAUUUUUCAGUAAGAAACACAUUCCUCGACCCUUCAUACGAGAACAUUUGGAGCAGGCACCAUGUUCACGUUGAAGCCCUACCCCGCCUUCUUGGCGCUGGUAGUACUGCUGGUCUUCGCACGGCCAGCUCUCGCCUUUGGUGCUGGCAAUAUCGCCAGUAUCUCCAAGGUUGAGGGUCAAAACUGGCGCCAUGGCGACAUCGAAGACACGCUGCUUUCCCUUCUCAUGGCCCGAGCUGUCGGCGGCAAGAAGUUCGACAAGCUGGCCGUCUCCCGAGUUUACUUCGGCAAUUGGCUCCGAGAUUACUCCCAGGCUAUCGAUGUCGGUACUGUCAAGUCGGUGUCUGCAGAAGCCAUCCGCCUUCUCCUCUGUAUUCUUGGCUUCAUGAGCUUCGGCUUUGGCUCCAAGGAAUUCGAGGUGACUGCGGACCGUCUUGGCUGCUACCGCCCGGAAGACCACAUCGACAACCCCAAGAACUAUGCCGACAAUGUCGACGCACGCCAGUACGAUCGCAGACUCCGUGGUCCUAUCGACGAGGGCGUCGAGCUCGCCGUUGAUGAGGAGACCGGCAUGAAGAACUACAUUGCCAAUGAGCGCGUCGACAUCAUGACCUCGGCCCUCCAUGUGAGAAGACUAUUCAGCCGCUGCAUCGAGCUUGGACGCAAUUACCAGCGUAACCAGAACAAGGCAGACUUCCACGAAGCUCUGCGACUCAUGGGCACCGGACUGCACUGCCUUGAAGACUUCCUUGCCCACAGCAACUACACCGAGCUAGCUCUCAUUGAGAUGGGCGAGCGCGAUAUCUUCCCCCACGUCGGCCGUGAUACACGUAUGCGACUCCAGGGCGCGCGUGAGGAAGUCUACCCACUUGUGACUGGAACUUUCGGCGGUGUGGACUUUUUGCACUCUGUCACUGGUGAAGUCUCGGACAAGUUAACUCAGAAUGAGAUCGACGAACUCGAGGGCGUGCUCCAGAACAACUCUCGCAAUGAUACCAGUAUCAUCGAGGGGCUUCUGGAUAAGAUCCCAGAUGGCAUGUUCGGUGACACCGGUGACAAGAAGCAAAAAAUGGGGGAGAUUCAGCAGAAUGCCCAGAGUGCUCAGAUGGAGAACAUGUCGGUCUCUCCCCGAGAGCCUGAGGAGUACACUCGCUACGUCCAGCAAGUCUUCCAGCAGAUCAUGCCCGCGAUCGAGUUCCACGAUGAUCUCAUGAAGGGCAUCAGCGAGGCAAUUGAGAAGAUCCCCGUUUUGCCCAAGAUCGUCGAGCAGUUGGAAGAACAGAUGUCCGUCUGGGUCUUUUCCAUUAUGGCACCUUUCGUAGUCCCUGUCAUUCAACAAGUCAAGAAUGAGCUGCGUACUGGAUCCUCGGAGAUUAUUGAGAGCAGCAAGAACGAGCAGCACAUCGUCUUCAACGAUGAUAACUGCACUGACCCCACUCACUCCAUGCUGUCCAAGGAUCACUUCUCCAACAUUCUGAAUGAAGCCGCUGGCAAGACUGCAAGCAAGGUUGUCGCUUGGGUCGUACCUCAACUGAUGGAGGCGUGGGAUGAUGAUGGUGUCGACGUCGAUCGCCUCAUGAACCGUAUUAUCUAUGGCGUUAUGCAUCACCCAGCCCAACGCGACAUGGGCGAGGAUGGUGCUCAAGACGGUCGAAAUAUCAUGUUCCGAAGCAUUGAGGAGUGGUGGCGCCAGAUGGACGACGGCGAGAAGGACGAAUACCGGCGCAAACUUUCUCGGGACGGUGUUGAGAAUGGCGAGAAUCACAAGGAAGGGGUUGCUGAUUCUGGUCACGGCUGCGGUGGACAUCUAGGAAUGCACAAGAACUUUGCCAAGGGAGGUACGAUGGAGGACCGAAUCGCAGGAGCUGCUGCCGAUGCCAUCGUUGGUGGAAUUACCGGCAGCAUCUCGGACAUCGUUCAAUCUCAAACUGGAGUCCACCUACCUUCAACAGAGGGAGGCUAUGGCGGUCGCCAGGAACAAUCAUCAGAGGGAGGUGGAGGUGGAGGUGGCUUAGGUGGCUUCCUCAGUUCAGUCGGGGGUUCACUUCUUAGCGGAGCAUUCAAAGACGAGAAUAAGACGUCUUAUAGCGAGAGUCGCCAGGAUAACAAGUCGUAUACCGAGAGUCGCACUGAGUACGGCCACUCUGGAAAUCGUUACGAACAAGCAGAGGUUACGGAAACGCAAUACUCGAGCGGACGCGAAACUCGCGAUUACCAACGCUAUGAACAGGACGAAGACAGCCGUGGUAACACCAGGGGCUACGGCUACGAGGAGCGGACCGAGGAGUAUGGUGGAGGACGACGUGAGGAGGGCGGGUAUGGUGGUGGCCGAGAGGAGUACGGUGGAGGACGACGUGAAGAGGGUGGAUAUGGUGGUGGCCGAGAGGAGUACGGUGGUGGACGACGUGAAGAGGGCGGAUAUGGUGGUGGCCGAGAGGAGUACGGUGGAGGACGACGUGAUGACGAGGGUGGAUACGGUGGCGGUCGCGAGGACCGACGGGAGGACCGCGGAGGAGGCGAUUUUCUUGGAGGCAUCCUGGAUAGCGUUGACCGGGCCAACGAUGGAGAGCGGCGUGGUGGUGGCUGGGGCUUCUAGUAGAAAUUACGGGAUCAGCCAGGAUUUUCUGCGAAUAGAUAUUACGGUGGAGUCAAGUUGUGAAGAUUGUUGGGAGUGGUUGCAUUGGACAGAAACACUAAAAUGGGCUGAGUAGCGAUUAGUUUCGCUACACGAUGAUUACGACGAAGUAUGAAUUUCUCAAAUUA